AUGCCUCGAGUUGCCGCGUUUUCUGUCCUCGCUGUGGUGCUUCUUCCCAAAUUUAUCAGUGCACAGACUUAUAGCGCCACGUACCUUCCCUCCAACGUACCUCCGACAACAGAAGAAGGCCAAACAGGGACCAAUCAGUGUGGGACGGGGCUGAACCAGACCUCGGAUUGCCAGAACCUCUAUAUUAACUCCGUAACCGACUUUUGUCUUUUCGCACCUCCCAAUCCUGGAGCCGACUCUGUCAUUGGAAAUACGGAACGCAUUGAGGUUGCAUGGUGUACCAAGAAUGGCACUGGCGCCCGCUUAAUUCCCGAUGGCGCAAUCAAAGGUGCUCAUUUCGUCCAAACUCCAGACUUCGUCCAAGUUACUGGGAUCGGCGACUUGACGCUCCUCAAUAUUCCUGUAGGCGACGAAGGGGGCGAGUUGGAUCCUCACGGAGCGGAUGGCAAUGGUAACCCCAUUGGAGGCCUUGUAUUUUCGUCUGCAUUCGGCCAACUCAAGCAAAUUCACGAAUGGACAAACUUUAUGGCUGCAGAUCAGUUCUGCAUUCGGGCGUGCAAGCCUGGUCCGAUGGCCCCGAUUUUCUGCCAACACAUCUACGACGUGAUGGGAUGUGCAUGGAAUAUGCCUGCCAACUACGAUUCUGGUUUCGAAACAUGUGUAGGCGACAGUGGCGAGCCUAUGGGAGUGUACGGCACGUCGACGUUCUUCCAAGGCCAGCCUGUGAUGCCCCCGGCACACCCGCGUCCCUCCUUGUCCUCAUGCACGACGCUGAGCACCAUCGGCAACGGCUUCCUCAUCUCCGGCACCACCGUCCUUCCUCCCGGGGUGACUCUCAGCCCCAGCAGUGGUCCCCUAUCAGCAGUAAGCGCUCCCACGCCGUCUUCACCGACCAGUGCGGUCUUACCAGGCUCCCCCUCCAUCGCUGCCUCGUCCCCCUUAAACGCCUCCCUUGGCUCCUUGGCCUCCUCACAGGCCUCCUCCGGUGGAUCUGGUGCCCUUACACCUACUGCCACGAAUACAAUCUCCUCUGCGACCGGGCGCUUCAGCGCCAUGGACGGGUGGGAGUGUUCCGUUCUCACCGUCGGGUUGUCAUUCAUUGGUUCCGUGCUGGGUACAUUUUUAUUUCUUUAA
Messenger RNA from Cyclocybe aegerita, 1134 nucleotides. Lineage: Eukaryota; Fungi; Basidiomycota; Agaricomycetes; Agaricales; Hemipholiotaceae. The record is from the annotation of a GenBank genome assembly.